Molecule: messenger RNA, 2010 nt
Organism: Lasiodiplodia theobromae
Lineage: Eukaryota; Fungi; Ascomycota; Dothideomycetes; Botryosphaeriales; Botryosphaeriaceae
Product: Rta1 domain protein
Exons: 3
Coding region: 1-2010 (669 amino acids)
Cellular component (GO): membrane
Source: RefSeq, a predicted model, not a curated record
AUGGGAACCUGUCCAAACGGCCGCGAUUCCGACUACAAAAAUGCCGACUUUGCAUUCUACCGCUACGUGCCGUCCAUGGCCGCAGCCGUGAUAUUCUGCCUCCUCUUCAUCCUGACAUCGUUCCUCCACACCGUCCAGAUGUUCAAAACCAGGACCUGGUACCUAACCGCCUUCGUCAUCGGCGGCUUCUUCGAAGUCGUCGGCUACGCCGGCCGCGCCAUGUCGGCCAAGCAGGACGCCGGCUGCUGGACGCUGAUGCCGUACAUCAUCCAGUCCAUCUUCCUGCUCGUCGCGCCCGCCCUCUUCGCCGCGUCAAUCUACAUGAUCCUCGGGCGCAUCAUUCUCCUCACCGACGGCGAGCAGCACUCGAUCAUCCGCCGGACGCGCCUCACCAAGCUCUUCGUCGGCGGCGACGUGCUGUCGUUCUUCAUGCAGGGCGGCGGCGGCGGGCUGAUGGCCAAGGGCAAUACGCUGGGCGAGAAGCUGAUCGUCGGCGGAUUGUUCGUGCAGCUGUUCUUCUUCACGUUUUUCGUCUUCGUCGCGGGAAUUUUCCAUCGGCGCAUGGCGAUGGUGCCGACGGCGAAGGCGUGCGUGCCUGAGGUGCGGUGGCAGCGGUAUCUCUGCACGCUGUAUGUUGUCAGCUUGCUUAUUCUUGUGCGGUCGGUGUUCCGUGUCGUCGAGUACCUUCAGGGAUCGGACGGGUUUCUGCUGCGGACUGAGACCUAUCUGUACAUUUUUGACGCGUUGCUCAUGUUCUUGGUCAUGGUCUGGAUGAAUUGGUUCCACCCUGGCGAGAUUGGGGUUCUGCUUCGUGGUGGCAUGCCACGUUCUAACGGUUUUGCUCUGAUGAAGCUUGGUCCCUCCUCCACCAACCACCCCUCCCCCUCCCCCUCCCCCGGCCCCCCAGACUCCAACCUCGACAUCCCCACCCUCUCCCUCCUCCACCACUGGACCCUCCACACCUUCGCCACGCUCUCGCAAGACCCAGACACGCAGUCCUGCUGGCGCACCAACAUCCCGCGGAUCGGCUUCGCCGGCUUCGAUUUCGUCCUGCAAGGCCUGCUAGCCCUGUCUGCCCUCCACCUCGCCCACCUGCAUCCCGAGCGCCACGCCCAGCACGCCGCCACCUCGGCCUGGUACUGGGAGAACGCUCUGCGCGGCGCCUCCGCCGCCCUGGCCUCCCCGCCGUCAGCGCAGCCGCAGCCGCACGAUGAUGACGCUGGCCAGGGCGGUGGCGGGGCCAGCAGCGGCAACGCCGACGAUGGCAGCGCCGACAGGACCUGCGCGCUGUACGCGUUCGCCGUCACGUCGUGCUUCUACACGCUGGCGCGCGGGCCGCAGCGGGUGGGGGAUAUGCUGGUCUGCGUUAUCAGCAAUCCGGACGGUGGUGCUACUGGUGGCGGCGCGGCAGACUGGCUCAUCCUCUUCCGCGGCGUGCGGUCGCUGGUCGAGCUGGCCAAGGAACAGGUGCUGGACGGGCCGCUGGCGCCGCUGGCGAGCCUGGCGCGGCGGCAGUUGGAGCGGAGUAGUAAGCUCAGCCGAGGGACCGCGGGUGCCAGGGAGGGUGAGGAGGGGGAGGAGGGGCAACAGGAGGAGGGUGCAGGCAGCGCGGCGCUGAGGGAGCUGCGGCGGUGUAUCGACGCGGACGGGGAGGAGGACGAGCCGAACGUGCACACGUAUCGGGAGAUGGUGGAUUCGUUGGCGUUUUGCUUCCGGGUCGUCGAGGCGGAGGAGAGGCGGGGAGGGGGAGCGGGUGCGCUGGCGGCGAAUUUUCAGGCGUUCUUUUGGCUGUAUCGCAUUUCGGAUGAUUUUGUGUUGUGCUUGCAGCAGCGGCUGCCGAUGGCGAUGGUUAUCUAUGCGCAUUUUGUGGUGUUGAUCAAGUCGAUGGAUUGGACGUGGGUCAUAGGGAGCUGGCCGAGCCAUUUGAUGGGUCAGAUAUACGAGUCUUUAGAUGAAGGGUGGAGGGGGCGGUUGAGGUGGCCUAUGGAGCAGGUGGGUUGGCAGCCGUAG